CCCAAGGGUGUUCCCAGCGCCACGGAGAGCGUCGCGUGUCGAGCGUUAUUAUUACACAAGGCGCUGUUGCCUUAUGCAAGUUUCUGGGUUGGAGAAAAGGAGGAGAGGUCUGCUUCAUACCGUUCUCAGAGAAAGCAAGGCGGGAGGCUAGCAGAAGGAUGCUGAAGACUAUAAAGCAAGCACUCUUUUCUACUGGGCUGGAGAUGCCCAAAUGGACAGCACUGCCAAACCAGGCUACUGAUUAUGAAAUUCGACAGUAUGAACCAGCAAAAUGGGUGUGCACAUCUGUCAAAACUGUGGAGUGGGACUCCGCUAUCAAUACUGGUUUCAUGAAGCUCUUUAACUAUAUUAAAGGGAAGAAUGAAAAAGGAAUAAAGAUCGAUAUGACUGCUCCUGUGACAUGCUAUGUGCAGCCGGGUGCUGGCCCAUUCUGUGAGUCUAUCACAACUGUUUCUUUUUAUGUGCCAUCUCAACACCAGGCAAAUCCACCUAAGCCCUCAGAGGCAGAUGUCUUCAUUGAAACCAGGCCAACAAUCACUGUGUUUGUCAGAUCAUUUGGAGGAUUUACCAAUGCUAAAAAGAACCAGGAAGAAAUAUUGGCACUUGCUGAAAGUUUGAGGCGGGAUGGGAGAGGCUUCCAAGAAAAGGUCUAUUAUAGCGCUGGCUAUGAUAGUCCAUUUAAAUUGCUGAACAGACACAACGAAGUUUGGCUUAUCAAGAAAAGCUAAAACCUCAGCAAUGCAGAUUAUAGUCUUAACAUCCAAAUGUGUCCUUAACAAAAUUUAACUUUUCCUAACAGAUUAAAGCCAAUUUUUUGUAUAUUUUUCUAAUAUAAUUCCCUAAGUUUCCUGCUGCCUAAUUUUUUGUGCCCUGGUAUGUAUCAGUGCCAAUAUGGA
Molecule: messenger RNA, 896 nt
Organism: Elgaria multicarinata webbii
Lineage: Eukaryota; Metazoa; Chordata; Lepidosauria; Squamata; Anguidae
Gene: HEBP2
Product: heme binding protein 2
Exons: 5
Coding region: 159-728 (189 amino acids)
Cellular component (GO): cytoplasm
Molecular function (GO): heme binding
Source: RefSeq, a predicted model, not a curated record